Megachile rotundata (alfalfa leafcutting bee) is the source of this 3365-nucleotide messenger RNA. Its product is annotated as glucose dehydrogenase [FAD, quinone]. NCBI's taxonomy places the organism in Eukaryota, Metazoa, Arthropoda, Insecta, Hymenoptera, Megachilidae. Gene Ontology annotation, molecular function: oxidoreductase activity, acting on CH-OH group of donors; flavin adenine dinucleotide binding. The record is from RefSeq and is a predicted model, not a curated record.
GGGGAUAUAUCGAGUUGGGGAUGGUAAAAAUUUGGGGAUGUGUAGCUAUUUGGGGACGUAGCUAUUUGGGAACGUAGCGAUUUCGGGACGUCGCGAUUUCGGGAUGUAGAAAUUCGGGAACGUAGCAAUUUGGAGAUGAACCGAUUUAGGACUAUAGCAACUUUUGGAUGUAGCGAUUUGGGGACGUAGCGGUUUAGAGCUGUAGAGAUUUAGAUAUGGAAGAAUUUGGGGAUGUAGGGAUUUGAAAAUGUAGGUAUUCCAAAUUGUAUGAAUUCGGGAAUGUAAGGAUUCAAGAAUGUAGGGAAUCGGUUGUAUAGAUAUCAGAUAAUAUAAGAAUGAUUCAGAUUCGGAAGUGUAUAGAUUCGGGAAUGCAGAAUUUGGGAACGUAAGGACUCGGGAAUAUUAAUAUCUAAGGAUAUAGAAAUUUGAAGAUAAGGGAAUUUAAGAAUAUAAAAAUUAAAAGAGAUUUAAAACCAUUAUAAUAAUUUUGAUACGUGCUCUUCCAAACUUCUGAGCCAGUCUCUUCACGCGCCAACUCAAGUGUCGACAUCGGUACCUCCACAUUCCCUAAGGCCUCCGUUUAUGUUGCGCAGUUACAAUUCCUUUUGCAAAAUGUUGCAAUUAUAUGCUCGAAAAUAGCCUUAUUUUAAUUUUAAUCUAUUUAUUACGGCGAGAAUAUUCAGUACAUGUUCGUAGCACGAUGUUGUCACUUCAGAACCAGACAUGUGUCAAACAUAUCACAUUUUUCCAGCGCCAGUUUAAUUCAUCAACUCCAGUUUCAAAUUUUUAUCUCCCAGUUAAAAAUUAAUUACAGUUCGGUACAAAUAUCUCAUAAUGCUACUUUAUACAUUACUUUAAUACUUUUGUUCUCGUUUAGCUUGUUGUUCCUUUAUCUUGCGUAGUUACAAUUCCUUUUGCAAAAUGUUGCAAUUAUAUGCUCGAAAAUAGCCUUAUUUUAAUUUUAAUCUAUUUAUUACGGCGAGAAUAUUCAGUACAUGUCCGUAGCACGACGAUGUUACUUCAGAACCUGACAUGUGUCAAACAUAUCACAUUUUUCCAGCGCCAGUUUAAUUCCGCAACUCAGUUUCAAAUUUUUACCUCCCAGUUAAAAAUUAAUUACAGUUCGGUACAAAUAUCUCAUAAUGCUACUUCAUACAUUACUUUAAUACUUUUGUUCUCGUUUAACUUUUUGUUCCUUUCUUGUGCAGAUCUAAGGAACAAGAAGAAGGAUGGCGGAAACAGGUAGAGUGUCAGCAAUGCGAAUCGCAAUGUCCUACGGACCGGAACUCAGCUUUCUCGUGAUUUUGAGGAUUAUUAUAGGUCUAUACAGACCGGACAUCGUCGAUCGCGAACACAGAGUGAGACCAGUCUCUCUGACAAAUAUUAAAAGCAAUUACGAUUUCGUGAUAAUCGGAGGUGGUUCGGCUGGUUCGGUGUUGGCCAAUCGUUUAUCGGAAAACGGAAACUGGUCUGUGCUUUUAUUAGAAGCUGGUGCCGAUGAACCUGAUUUGUCCGAUGUGCCUGUGGUAUUUCCGGCUUUGCAGAUCACUCCGCUGGAUUGGCAAUAUCAAACCGAGCCUUCGGAUAAAUAUUGCAAGGCGAUGAAUAAUAACAAGUGCAACUGGCCUCGUGGCAAGGUACUCGGUGGCUGCAGCACCAUAAACGCGAUGAUAUACAUCCGCGGUAACAGACGAGAUUACGACAACUGGGAGAGUCUGGGUAACCCAGGAUGGAAUUAUGAAAGCGUAUUACCAUAUUUCAAAAAAUCUGAAGACAUAAGAAUAAAGAAUCUUCAAAACUCUCCUUACCAUCAGAAAGGUGGACACUUGACCGUGGAGAACUUUAGGUAUACAACGCCUAUAGUGCAUUAUUUGGUUCAAGCGGGAACGGAGAUGGGCUAUGAUAUUGUGGACAUGAAUGGAGAGACACAAAGUGGGUUUUCGUUAUGUCCUGGAACCUUGAGAGAUGGAUUACGAUGCAGCACUGCGAAAGCUUUUCUUCGAUCAGCUUCGAAGAGAAAGAAUCUUGAUAUUAGUAUAAGAUCUAUGGUGGAGAAGAUUUUAGUUCGUAAUGAUGGAAAGUCAAAAAUUGCAUACGGCGUACAAUUUCGAGUAGGAAGAAUUCUUCGAACAGUGACAGCAAAUCGUGAAGUGAUACUAUCAGGAGGAUCAAUCAAUUCCCCACAAUUAUUGAUGCUCUCCGGAAUCGGUCCAAAAGAUCACCUAAGAGAAAUGCAAAUCCCUUUGAUUCAUGAUCUACCUGGUGUGGGUAGAAACCUUCAAGAUCAUGCCGCAAUUGGUGGAUUAUCUUAUCAAGUCACUAAAUUAUCUAAUUAUACUUCACCCGAGAAUUUUUGCUUCAAUGUACGGAAGUCAAUAAACUUCAAAGCCAUCAGGGAGUUUGGUAUUAACCAUAAAGGAGUACUUUACUCGGGGACGAUCGGUGAGGGUAUUGCUUUUAUUAAGACCAAAUAUGCAAACCAGUCAGACGAUUAUCCUGACGUUCAAUUUUUCUUAUCAUCCGCUGCCGACAACACAGACGGUGGUAUAAACGGAAAAAGGGGUAGCAACAUUAGGGACAGUUUCUACUACAGAUUGUUCGAAAAUAUUCUUUAUCAGGAUUCGUAUAUGAUCGUUCCGAUGUUACUGCGACCUCGAAGUAGAGGAUAUAUUAAACUACGUUCGAAGGAUCCGUAUACGCACCCCAUAAUCGUUCCAAAUUAUUUCGACGACCCUCACGACCUUGAAAUUCUGGCAGAAGGAGCACAGUUCGUUUACGACAUGAUAAAUACGCCAACAUUAAAGGCGUUGAAAGCUCGACCAAAUCCAAACAAGCUUCCCGAAUGUGAAAAGCACGGGUAUCCAUCGAGGGAAUAUUGGAAAUGUUUCGCUAGAUAUUAUACCCUCACGAUCUACCAUCCUGUGGGGACCUGCAAAAUGGGGCCCGCCACUGACAAAAUGGCGGUGGUGGAUCCGAGAUUAAAAGUACACGGUAUUUCUGGACUGCGAGUGAUCGAUGCUUCAAUUAUGCCAAAAAUCGUUUCUGGAAAUACUAAUGCACCUACGAUUAUGAUCGCUGAGAAGGCUGCUGACAUGAUUAAAGAAGACUGGAGAGAAAUUGAUGAUUCCUGAGUGAAAUAUUGAUAUUCGAUGUUUCUUUCACUUUUGUGAUUUUCUAUUGAACGUUAAUAUAUGAUAGACUUUUUUUGUGAAGAUUAUGUAUAUUUGACGGAUGUAUUAACAAAUGAAGGAGACUUUAGUUUUCUUUUGUAGUUUUUUGAGUGACGCUUUUUGCAUAAUAAUGUUUUUUGAAAAACGGUGUAGUAUUUGGACAUUUGGAGAUGUGGAAUUUUGAAGGGAGUUGAG